Molecule: messenger RNA, 1027 nt
Organism: Pollicipes pollicipes
Lineage: Eukaryota; Metazoa; Arthropoda; Thecostraca; Pollicipedomorpha; Pollicipedidae
Product: zwei Ig domain protein zig-8
Exons: 6
Coding region: 153-1007 (284 amino acids)
Biological process (GO): synapse organization
Cellular component (GO): neuron projection membrane
Source: RefSeq, a predicted model, not a curated record
GGCGCCUGCGACCGCCGCUCGCUCGGCCGCCAGCUGCGGUGUCGUGACUGUGACCGAGGACGUGACGGUGACCGCGACCGUGACCGUGACCCGAGCGCGUCUCCAGGGUUCCGGCUGUAUGCGUGUGCGCGCGUGUGGAGGUGGUGAGGCCGAUGGCCAGGACUAGCACGUCCCAGCCACAAAUGGGGCUCUUGCGAGGCCUGUACCGCCUGCUGGUGACUCUGAUGCUGGUUCACGACGGAGUGACGGUGCUGCAGUCGGCCGACGAGCCGCCGUCCCGGCCGCCAUGGCAGCGGCCCUCCAUGCUGCAGCCUGUCUUCCUCAACACCAGCACGCUGCACGUGGUGUCGCCCGCCGGCCGGCCUGCUCACCUACACUGCAAAAUACAGCACCUAGGCGACAAGACGGUGUCGUGGGUGCGCAAGAGUGACCUACACAUCCUGACCGUGGGCCUGUUUACCUACACCACCGACAAGCGCUUCCUGGCGCUUCACUCGGACGGCACGCAGGAGUGGACGCUUAAGGUGCUGGCGCCGACGCUCGACGACAGCGGCGUGUACGAGUGCCAAGUCAGCACCGAGCCCAAGAUUAGCCUGCCCUUCCAGCUGCAUGUGGUCGUUCCCAGGGCGCGGAUCCUGGGCAACCGGGAGCAGCACGUCAACUCUGGCAGUGACGUUAACCUGACCUGCCAUGUCAGCCACGACACCAGCUCCAUCUAUUGGUACCACAACGGCCGCGUCAUCAACUAUCGGGGUCAGGAGCGACUGCACCUUGAGUCGAGCCACACCUUCAGCAGGCUCCACAUCACCGGCGUGGCGUCGUCGGACUCGGGGAACUACACGUGCGACCCGGCCGGCACCGUCCCCGUCUGGGCGGUCCUGCACGUCAUCAAUGGCGAACAUCCGGCGGCCAUGCAGCACAACGCGGCGAACGGCACGAGGUUCGACUGGCCCCUGGCGGUGAUGGUGGUGCUGCUGCUGCUGACGGGGCGGCCCCUGCUGCGGUGAGCCGCCGCUCAGCGCCCACA